AUGGAGGUUUCGGCAUUCGUGAUUAUCAGUUCUAUCCUUCUGGUUAUUGAAACCCUUGUUGGACUGGUAGCAAAUGGAUUUAUUGCCCUCAUGAAUUACAUCGACUGGUUCAGAAGCAGGAAACUAUCCCCAAAUGACCAGAUCUUGACCUGUCUUGCUUUGUCCAGACUUAUGUGGCUGGCAGCCGUGAUUCUGAAUAUAACUGCGCAUUACUAUUCUAUGGACAAGCAUAAUUGUCAUUAUGUAUAUCUAAUGCUUCCCAUCUUGUGGAUAUUUACAAACACUUCCUCCACUUUGUUUGCCACCUGUCUCAGUGUUUUCUACUUGACAAAGAUCGCCACCUUCUCCCACCCUGUUUUCCUCCAAGUGAAGCUAAGGUUUUCGGGACUAGUGCCAUGGUUGCUUCCGAGCUCGGUUCUCCUCUCUGCUUUUACGGCUAUUUUUUUAGUCACAGGCUUGAGCAAUGGCUUCUCUAUGUGUGAUUCCAACAAAUCACUUUUGAACAUCACUGAUUCAGGAAUUAAAUUGCCUGACUUAUAUAUGUACAUAGAUAUUCUAGCUACUGUCCCAAAUCUCAUUCCUUUAAUGAUAUUUUUGUCAUCGUCCAUCUUGUUACUGACCUCUCUGUGGAUGCACAGAAGACGGAUGCAACGCAAUGGAACUGGCAUCCAGGAUCUCAACACUCAAGUUCACUUGACUGCCAUCAAAGCUCUGGCUUCCUUCGCUGUUCUGUACCUGUCUAGUUUUCUAGCAGUCAUUGCUCAGGCAGUACUGAUCUGGAAUGAUAUGAGCGGCACUUGGCUUUUUAUGCUGCUUAGUAACGUAACUGUUUCUUCUCCCUCUGGGCAUGCCGUUAUCCUGAUAUUACUUAAUCCCACACUAAAACAGGCAUGGAUCAGGAUGCUGCUUCACUUAAAAUGCUGCUCGAGUGAAGUGCCUUCUUAA
This is a messenger RNA of Gekko japonicus, 945 nucleotides long. RefSeq names its product taste receptor type 2 member 3-like. The record is from RefSeq and is a predicted model, not a curated record. The coding region runs from base 1 to 945 and encodes 314 amino acids. Gene Ontology annotation, molecular function: bitter taste receptor activity; G protein-coupled receptor activity. Lineage: Eukaryota; Metazoa; Chordata; Lepidosauria; Squamata; Gekkonidae. Gene Ontology annotation, cellular component: membrane. Gene Ontology annotation, biological process: detection of chemical stimulus involved in sensory perception of bitter taste; G protein-coupled receptor signaling pathway; sensory perception of taste. The transcript has a single exon.